This is a messenger RNA of Populus euphratica (Euphrates poplar), 956 nucleotides long. Its product is annotated as PITH domain-containing protein At3g04780. The transcript is spliced from 8 exons. Bases 219 to 749 code for a protein of 176 amino acids. The record is from RefSeq and is a predicted model, not a curated record. Lineage: Eukaryota; Viridiplantae; Streptophyta; Magnoliopsida; Malpighiales; Salicaceae.
GAGUGAGAGUUUAAGAGCCCAAACCGACCCAAAACACAAACACACAUCAAACAGUGUCGUUUUAUCAGUCAAAUUCUGUCUCCCCUGGAAUAAUACCUCAUUCUUAGUGACAAAUAUGAACCGAUGUCCUCAAAAAAGUUCUUUGUGUUUCCUCUGCAAGCAAUCUUUCCUUUUUGUCUGUCAAAUACAGAAGCAGUAACAAGAGAAAAGGAAAAAAAAUGUCUGCAGAAUCAGCCAGUGCAAUUCCAAGGGGCCAAGUUGAUUUGUUGGAUUUUAUUGAUUUUUCUGGAGUUGAAUGUCUUAACCAAAGCACAAGCCACUCUCUUUCCAAUGCUAUCAAGCAGGGUUAUAGAGAAGAUGAUGGUUUGACUCUAGAAAGUGAUGCGGAUGAGCAGUUGCUGAUUCAUAUACCUUUCAAUCAAGUUAUUAAACUGCAUUCUAUUGCCAUCAAAGGACCUGAAGAAGAUGGUCCAAAGACGGCAAAACUUUUUUCAAACAAGGAGCAUAUGGGAUUUAGCAAUGUUAACGAUUACCCUCCAAGUGACACUGUAGUUUUAUCCCCGGAUACUCUCAAGGGAAAACCUGUGGUGUUGAAAUAUGUCAAGUUUCAGAAUGUUCGUAGCUUGACAGUAUUUAUCGAGGAUAAUCAAUUAGAUUCGGAGAUCACAAAAGUUCAAAAGAUUGCUUUGUUCGGAAGAACGGUGGAAACAACAGACAUGAAAAGCCUGAAGAAGAUUGAGGAUCACUAAUACCAAACUGGAGGAAAAAGAAAGGAAGAUGCUUUAAAAGAAUUGCUAAAAUCUUGCAUGUUUUUUCUAUUUUCCCAUUAUUUAUCCAGUAUAAAACGCUUUGGGUCUUGAAAGUUAGUUUUAUGAUCUCCCGGAAAUCUAACGAGUUUUAAAAUCUGCUGAUAUGCAUUGAAUGUUAUGCUCUGCACAAAGCCCAUGUCGAAUCAA